Molecule: messenger RNA, 1095 nt
Organism: Cydia pomonella (codling moth)
Lineage: Eukaryota; Metazoa; Arthropoda; Insecta; Lepidoptera; Tortricidae
Exons: 3
Coding region: 108-782 (224 amino acids)
Source: RefSeq, a predicted model, not a curated record
CGUGUAGCUUACAUUUCUUUGACAUUUCCGCAGAAUUGAAUUAUAGACCUAAUAAUUUUCCGCGCCUAUUUUACUAAGUAUAGGUAUUAAUCCAAUAAUUUGUAAUAAUGACCAAGUGGAGUAAACAUGCUACUGAAAAGAAGCCCGAACAGAUUUUGUUCUCUAAGAACACUUAUCAGCCGCCUAGGGUCAAAGUAGCGCACUGGGACUUUGCCUUGAAUGCCGAGAAGAAGGAUAACUACGUGUAUCGGGAUCAAUUAAGCAACCAUUUGAGUACAUACAACCGAUGGGGUACGCAGGAUAUUGGUACAGGGAUGACGGAAACAAGGCACAUGCUCGCCCAAGUUUUUAAUAGAGCCGAUCCCGUGUAUCCGUUUAAACCGCUGGUUAAUUUCACGUCUUACCCUUGCACAGAUACUCCAAGCAGGAACAGACUAAUGAAGAAAGCUAACCUAGCUCAGCUCCCACCAGAUUUCGGUGUUAUGGAUUACAUGACGACACAGCAAGACGAUUACAGGAACCCGGUUCCGUCCGUACUCAAACCGCUGACAAUGCCCACACCUCCAUGGUUGCUGAACCGCGUGAUCCGCUCGGACCUGACACACAACCACGGCACCGCGCCGCCGCGCGGGAACUACCAGUGUCUCGACACCCACACCCCCAUUGGCCACAUCCGCCAGCUAAGACUGUUCCGAUACCAGUCCUUUGAUCCUGCCACUUGCCUCCAGGACUUCCCAACGCUUAAAACGAGCUUAGAUAAAAAUGACAACACAAAUGUUUAAUUCAAACCACUUUAUGUCAAGAAAAAAUAAUAGAACAUGCAUAAUGAAAUUAAUUAAACACAACAAAAAAAAAACUUAAAUCCAACAAAGUAUUAACUUAACAUAAUGUAGGUAUGUGUUUGUUUAUAAUACAUUUUAACAGUGUCGUUUUAUCAACAAAACUUUGCUAGGAUUAAUAAUCUACAUAUUUAAAUGCUUUGUUUCGAGUCUAUUUUAGCAACAUCAUAAUUAUUAACUAUUUAAAUCACUAUAAGCUUUAUCAUUGACAAAUUAAUAAAUGUAGAAAGCAAUUAAUGCAUUCAAAAUUAUAUAA